AUGAAUAUUUUAUCGGGUGAUCCAAGGGUUUUAGAGGAGGAGGAAGAGCUGAUAGAUUAUGAGGAGAAAUAUGAAAAAUUUGAGAAAUAUGAAGUAGAAGAAGCAGAAGGAGGGUUUUUAAGUGAAAUUAAGAGUUUUGAAAAAAUGAAUAAAAACUUUGUAUUUGAAGUGGAAAACAUGGAAGAAGAAGAUAGAAUGGAUUUAGAGAGAAUAGAGGAAGAGUUUAGAGAGAAAACAGGGAAAAAAAAGGUUGAUAUUGAUGAAAUUAUCAAGAAACAACCGGUCAAAAAAGAAAUCCAAAAAAAAGAGGAAAAAAAGCCGUUUAAAGGGGAAAAAAAGGAUAAAAUAGAUAGAUUAGAGGAGGUAGAUUAUGUAGGAAGUGUAAUAUCUAAAAAAAAAAGGGAAUUGAGGGAUAAAAAACGAAAAAAAGAAGAUUUUUUUGAAAUGGAUAUGGAAGAGGAGUUAAAUGAAGAGGAAAAAGAGGAAUUUUUUGAUAAAGAUGUUGUAGAUAUAGAGGAGGAAGAUAUGAGAGAGUUUUCGGAGUUCAAUUUGUCAAGACCUAUCUUAAAAGCUCUUGAAAGUAUGGGAUUUAAUAAACCGACGCCAGUACAGUCAAAAACGAUUCCAAUAGCGCUUUUAGGGAAGGAUAUAGUUGGAAGUGCGGUGACAGGAAGUGGGAAAACAGGGGCGUUUCUUAUACCUAUUAUUGAAAGGUUACUUUAUAGGCCUAAAAAAAUAGCUAUAACAAGAGUUUUAAUUCUUUGUCCAACAAGGGAAUUGGCUAUUCAAUGUUAUAAUACAGCGAAAAAAAUGGUAUAUUAUACAGAUAUUAAAAUAUGUAUAUGUACAGGAGGACUUUCUUUAAAAAUACAGGAAGCAGAGUUGAGAAAACGACCAGAUAUUGUUAUUGCGACGCCGGGAAGAUUUAUUGAUCAUGUUAGAAAUUCAUAUGGAUUUUCACCGGAAGGGAUAGAAAUUAUAGUUAUAGAUGAAGCAGAUAGAAUACUUGAGGAAGGUUUUCAAGAAGAAUUGGAUGAAAUAGUAAGAAUAUGUCCAAAAUCUAGGCAGACUAUUUUAUUUUCAGCAACAAUGACAGAUAAAGUUGAUCAAUUGGUUAGACUGUUGCUUAAUAAACCGGUUAGACUGUUUAUUGAUCCAAAAAACUCUACAGCAAAAUCUCUUGUUCAAGAAUUCAUACGUAUUAGACCACAUAAAAACCAUCUUCGUACAGCUAUAUUAGUAUAUCUUUGUAGUAAUAUUUUCAAGACAAAAACAAUAAUUUUCUUUCGUAACAAAUCAUUUACUCAUAGGAUGAGAAUAGUUUUUACUUUGUUACAUUUAAAUGCUCGAGAGCUACAUGGAAAUCUAUCUCAAGAACAGAGAAUUGAAUCAUUGGAAUCAUUUAGACAAGGAAAAAUAGAUUUUUUACUUGCUACAGAUUUAGCAUCUCGUGGCCUUGAUAUAAAAAAAGUAAAUUAUAUAAUUAACUAUGAAACGCCUCAAUCUUUUGAUACAUAUCUUCAUAGAAUUGGUCGUACAGCAAGAGCAGGAUGUAAUGGAAUUGCUAUUACUUUAGUAGGUGAAGAAGAUAGAAAAAUAAUGAAAAUAGCUAUGAAAAUUGGACAGAAAUAUGAAAAUAUAUUACGAAAUAGAGCAAUUCCUUGGGAUUUAAUAGAUACUUAUCAUACUAAGUUACAAAAUUUAGAAAGUACAAUUCAAAAUAUUUUAAUUGAAGAAAAACAAGAAAAACAAUUACUUCAAGCAGAAAUGGAAUUAAAAAAGAGCCAAAAUCUUAUAAAAUUUAAUGAGGAAAUAAAAUCAAGAUUACCAAGAACAUGGUUUCUAACAAAAAAUAAAAAAGAAAAUACCAAAAGUUAG
This is a messenger RNA of Pneumocystis carinii B80, 1878 nucleotides long. RefSeq lists its product as hypothetical. The transcript has 5 exons. The coding region runs from base 1 to 1878 and encodes 625 amino acids. The record is from RefSeq and is a predicted model, not a curated record. Gene Ontology annotation, molecular function: ATP binding; RNA helicase activity; nucleic acid binding. NCBI's taxonomy places the organism in Eukaryota, Fungi, Ascomycota, Pneumocystomycetes, Pneumocystales, Pneumocystaceae.